Messenger RNA from Rubroshorea leprosula, 1515 nucleotides. NCBI's taxonomy places the organism in Eukaryota, Viridiplantae, Streptophyta, Magnoliopsida, Malvales, Dipterocarpaceae. The record is from the annotation of a GenBank genome assembly.
GUUCGACUAUCUUUAUUGAGUUUUUUUCUUUUUUUGAAUAGAGAAGGCAGAAGUCAUACAACACUGCCAAAAUGUUUGUGCACGUUGGUGGUAGGUUAAUGCAGGAUGAUGGCCUUAAAUAUGUUGAUGGGAAGUGCAAUGUGUUUUAUGUAAACCCUGAUAAAAUAACAGUGUGGGAGUUUUAUAGAAAGGUUGAACUUUGUAGGUGUGAUCCUGAUAUGGUAGAUGAGAUAUGGUAUUUGCAACUGGAAAGAACUUUAGAAGAUGGCUUAGUGCAAAUUGUUAAUGAUGAUUCUGUGAGAGAGGUGUUGGAAAUUAUAAAGGUUGUUAAUGUUAUCCACAUUUGUGUACUUCAUGUCCCCAACUUUGCAUUUGUAGAACUAGUGCUUCCUUUACCAGCUCCUGGGGAUGAUCAGAGGGAGGAAAAUGAUAAUGUAGGUGACAAUUUCCAACCUAAUGUUACUGAGGAAAGUGCUGGUGGUGAAACUUUGGAUGGGGUUGCUGCUAAUGUUAAUGAGGAAAGGGUUGGCUCUAAUACUACUGGACCUAGUACACAACAUUUAAAUGAAGAUGAUGAGAUAGGGAGUGAUGAAGAAGAUAGCUAUAUCUCAACAUCGAAUGAGGAAGGGAGUGAAGUUGAAAAUGGUAAAAGGAGACAAGUUACACAUAGGGUUUACCAAGAUCUAGGAGAUGACGGGACUCUUGACAUUAAACUAGGGAUGAUUUUUGCCAGCAAGCAACAAUUUAGGGCUAUUGUUGAUAAAUGGAACCUCAAGGAUAGAAGAGAUAUAAAAUGGAGAAAAAGUGACAAGUUAAGAUGUAGGGCAGCAUGUGUGAAGGCACUAGAUUGUCCAUGGCAAAUUCUUUUAGCAAUGGACAAACCAACAGAAUCUUGGAUGGUGAAGACAUUUGUGUCUGAGCAUACAUGCACCUGGCGGUUAAAGAACAACAAGCGAUGUAGCUCAAUAGUGGUUGCUAAGUACUUGGUGAGGCAAAGAGGGUUUACUGCCUUAUACUUGAAGCGAAAUGACAUUUUUAAGUUCAUUAGGAAAGAGUUGAGUGUUGAGUUAACUCACCAUCAACUGAAGAAGGUCAAGGAGAAGAUUGCGAAGGUAUUUGAGGGGGAUUGCAAGAUGGAGUAUGGCAAGUUAUGGGAUUAUGCUGCAGAGCUCAAAUUGACAGACCCUGCUACCACCAUCAUUAUUGAGGCAUCAAGACCAACAACAGAUUUAAAUCCUGUUUUCUUAAGGAUGUAUAUCUGUUUUUUUGCAAUGAAGUUGGGUUUUGUAGCUGGUUGCAGGCGUGUUAUUGGGGUUGAUGGUGCAUACUCCUUUGUGUGAAAGGAGCACACAAAGGAGUAUUGUUGAUUGCUGUUUCUAGGGAUGCAAAUGACUAGAUGUAUCCGCUUGCAUGGGUAGUUGUGGAAAGUGAGGCGACAGAGACUUGGACCUGGUUCCUUGAAGAGUUGCAGAAAGACAUGAUAAUUGGUAGUGAAAGGCAUUGCACUUUUAUUUU